CUUAGACUGGUAAACAUAAAAUUGGUACAUCCGGUCGAAGGACGCCAUGUUUGCUAUUAACGGUGAAAAGUCAUGAAAAUGGAAAAAGGAAAAUAAGCAAUUAUAAACUUAAUACAAACCUGACAUGAAUCCACACAUACAAGGGCUGAUGCCCAUGAUGAUGCCCCAACAGAUUGGGGGCCAGCAGUACAUGAUGGCAGUGAGAUUCCCUGGGGCAGGAACCAUCCCACAACAAGGUCAACAGCUCUUAGGACAUGCAGGAGCCAUGCAUAGUCUUCAAGGAUUACAAGCCUUGCAAGCAUUGCCUGGUCAGCCACAGAUGAUACCAGCACACUUGGCAGCAGCUGGCGGUCACGCCCCCUCACCCCAGACCCUGGGGGCCAUGCAGUCACAAACCCCCAUGACAUCGGCCAUGGUGUCCUCUUCUAUGUCGCCUGUGUCAGUGUCACAGACCUUGAUGUCCAUGGCAGCGUCGUUACCCAGUCAUCAUCUGGUCUCCGCGGGGGCUGGUCAGUAUGCCGGGCAGUAUGCUAGUCAAUACCCAGGUCAGUAUGCAGGCAUCCCAACCAGCAUGUUUGCCGCCCAGUACGGUAUACCCGGCCUCCAGGCCCUGCCAGCAGGCAUGUCUCUAGCAGGUGGUGGCAUGGCCGGCCUCAUGUCCGCUGCAAGUCCCAUCAGUGCAGGUCAGAUGGCGCUCACUGGCGGGCAUUAUCAGGCACUCGGAGAGUGGCCCCAUUCUGCUGCAGGCGCCCAAGUGGCAGCAAUGGGCGGGACCCAGGCCCAGCUUGCACAGGCCGGGCUUUCUCAGAGUGCGUACAGUCAGCAGGUGGCAAACCUUGCCAACGCCCAACUGGCUGGCCUGCAAGCCCAACAGGUCACGACCGGACUACCCGCCCACUUGAGCCAGUACAGUCAGCAACUGCAGGCAGCCGGAUUUGCGGGGUUCCAGAUGGCUCUGCCCCCGGGAAUGGCCCUACCCCAGCAGGCGACGCCCCCUCCCCAGUCCCCCACCCCUGAGAGCAAGAAGAAGAUGCAGCAGGAGUUGGCUUUGCAGAGUUUACAGAGCUUGCAGGGGUUGCAAGGAAUGCAAGGCUUAAUUGCUGCAGGGUAUGGUGCCUAUGGAGUGGAGCAGCUAGAGGAUGAUAUCACUGGAGAAGACAGUGUCGUCAUGCUGGACGACUAUAACUCUGAUCUCAAUCUGGUCAUUGACGAAAACGGGUAUGAUGCCCAGCCACUGGUGAACCCCCCUGGCUUCUGCUUCUGCUGGUCUGGUGUGCGCUGUACCCACGGAAUCAUGCGUGGAAAGGCCUACUAUGAGUGCAAGUUGACAGAGGCCUUGGAGGUGGACUUUGGUGACGACCACCAGGAAGAGGACCCACACAUCAUACGAGUGGGCUGGUCUAUGGACUACACUUCAUUUCAACUUGGUGAAGAACCAGACUCCUUUGGCUAUGGCGGUACAGGCAAGUUUUCUACCAACUGUAAGUUUGUGAACUACGGAGAGAAGUUUGGCAUCGGUGAUGUGAUUGGCUGUCUUCUGGACCUGGAAUCAAAUCCGCCCAACAUGUCUUACGCAAAGAACGGGCGAUGGUUGGGUGUAGCCCACCCAUUGCGCAACUUCCAGGUGGGCAAGAAGGAGCAGGCCUUGUUUCCACACAUCCUCACCAAAAAUAUACGGUUUGAGGUGAACUUUGGUCAGCAGGCCCCAUGGUUCCCCCCUGCCCCUGGCUUCCUGUACAUCAUGCAGUUUCCCCAGCAGGAGAGAGUGCGAGGUCUGAAACCACCAGCCUCCAAGUCGGCUUGCGAGAUGAUCAUGAUAAUCGGAUUGCCUGGCUCAGGGAAGACCACUUGGGGCAUAAACAAAGCGAAGCAGAAUCCUGACAAGCGAUUCAACAUCAUUGGUACUGACACGCUAAUAGAUAAGAUGAAGGUGAUGGGCUUGCCCAGGAAGAACAACUACCAUGGCCGAUGGGAUGUGCUGAUCGACAAGGCAUCAAAGUGCUUGAACAAGCUAUUUGAAAUCGCCAGCAAGAAGAAGCGCAACUUCAUCCUGGAUCAGACGAAUGUGUACCCGUCUGCUCGACGCAGGAAGAUGAGGAAUUUCAAGGGUUUCAUCCGAAAGGCAGCCAUCUUGGUCCCAGACGAUUCAGAGCUGAAGAGAAGAUCAGACAAAAGAACAUAUGAAGACGGUAAAUACGUUCCAGAGGAAGCUGUUCUGGACAUGAAGGCUAACUUCAAACUCCCACCUGAGAAUGACGAAAACUUCGAGUACAUUGAAUUUGAGGAGCUACCCAGAGAAAAGGCAACGAUAUUGGUUGAACAAUACAAUCAAGAAGGCCAGAGUAAGCGCCCACAGGCCGUGAAGGGUGGCAGUUUCCGUGGCAGCCAGACUGAUAACCGUUUCAAACCGCCCUCUGACAUGAAGCAGCCCCCAUUGCCUCCUGCAGGGACCUUGCCAGGUUCCCAGGGAGCUCAAGGUCAGAGGGUUGCCCCACCCCCGCCGCCCCCAGGUCAGUACGGCGGGGCCCAUAGGGAUAGGGGCGGCGAGCCCCCGGAGAAAAGGGGUAGGUAUGACCCAAGCGGUGGAAGCGCCCUAGACUUCAUUAAGCAGGAAUAUGGCACCAGUGAGGCAGAGGCACAAGAGCAGUUUGAUAGAAAGGCUGAGGCUGCGUUGUUUCAGUCAGCAUUUGGUGCAGACCAGUUCCAGGGAUUGCGCCACGCGCACGCCGUGACCCAGGCUCAGCUGCAGGCAGAGCAGUUUGCAGGGCGAGGUCUGAUAGCUGUGGGUGCACAGCAUAUUCUGGGUCAGUUGCAGCCGGGCCAGGGAUUACUGGGCGAGUAUGGCAGCCAUCAGAACGAGCAGCUCGCCGCCAUCGCAUACGGGGCCCAGACGGCUUUUGUGGGUGGGUUUAAUCCUCAGCUUCCGCAAGGUUUAAUUAAGCAAGAAGUUGUAGAAAAGGUGCAUGGUGGCCCACCUCAGUUGCAGAUUCAUUUGAGACCCCAGGGUCAAUUAACGGUUAUCGAUCCCGGUAGAAGGCAGGUAGCCCCAGAAAUAAGGCCACAGUUGAUCCGCCCCCUUGGCAAUGUGAAUUUGGGUCAAGGUCAUGUGAAUUUGGGUCAAGGUAGAAAUCCCUCUCCAAAUGUUAGAUUGAAUCCCCCUCCACGAAAUGCAACUCCUCCAGUGUCUAGGCCUAGUCAGAAUCAGUCAAACUCGUUUCAGAACGAGAAUCAGUCUAAUGUCAAUAGGAACUUCCAAGGUCAAGGUCAACAGAAUAUGGGAAGAGGCAACCAAAAUGAACAAAAUCACCAUCAAGGUGGCAAUAAAAACUAUGAAAAUCAGCAGAACUCUAAUUAUGAUGAUAACAAAGGUAAGAGGGAAAGGAAGCGACCAUCUAAAUGGGACAAUCCUGAAGAGAAAGAUGAUGCACAAGACAGUGGUGGGGAAGAUUUCCAAAAUGCGCUCAUUAAUUUAAGAACAAAACUUGCCAGUCAAGAUUCUUCAGAGCAGAAUCAGAAUCAAGGCCCGCAAAAUAAUGGUCCUCAGAAUAACGGUCCCCAGGGGGGAAAUCAAGGUCCCCAAGGAGGGAAUCAAUGUCCCCAAGGGGGGAAUCAAGGUCCCCAAGGGGGAAAUCAAGGUCCUCAAGGGGGAAAUCAAGGUCCCCAGUCUCAUGGUCCAAAGCAUCCUCAAAAUGAAGGUGGCCAUCCCGGUGGUGCCAACAUGAAUGGUCCUCCCAAGGGUGGCCCAGGCAUGCCUGGUAUGAUGGGACCCGGACCUGGGGGGCAAGGGCCAGCCCCUAGGGGACCACCUGGUCCUGGCGGCCCCAGAGGUAUGAACCCAGGAGGUGGGGGUGGGCCUAGAGGACCCCCUGGUCCAGGGCCAAAUUUCAGCGGUCCACCGUUUGGUCAGCCUGGGCCCCCUAGGGGCCCACGCGGGCCAGGAAUGGAUGGGCCACCACCGCCAUUUGGACCUGGCCCCAGGGGUAGGGGCGGCUUCAACGAGCGAGGUCCCCCACCCCCUGGUAACAGGGGACCCCCACCACGGAUGUUCGGUCCCAGAGGGGACGGAGAUGGUCCUGGACCCAGAGGUCCACCAGGGGGAGGCGGUCCGGGCUGGCAGCCCAGGCCUGGUGGUCCCCCUGGUCCAGGCGGUCCCCCUCGUGGGUUCAACCCACGCAUGGGAGGGCCACCGGGACCUGGUGGACCCAGGGGACCAUUCCCUCCUGGCCCCCCAGGGAGGUUUAAUAGGCCACCACCACCUGGCGCCAUGGGCAACCAACGGUGGCAGCGGCCUCCACACUAAAAUGGAAAAAUAUUUUUUCCUGUUUGUGCUUCGCAUAUUUAUUAGUGAAAAUGUACUAGAGACUUAAAAUGGAUUUAGUCUUUUAAAUAUGAUUUUAUUUUGUACAGCUGUAAUCCAUCAUGAAUUGUCAAUCAGAUACAAGUUUUUUGUAACUUGUGUAUUUGUGUAUUUCAUGCGAUUUCAGUGAAUUUAACUUUCAUCAAUUUAUCAUCACAAUUCGGUAAGAUGUCACAAUAUUCUUGUUUAACAGAGAGAUAGACUUGCAUUUGUAAUUUAUGUUUUAAACUAUACAUACUUGCUGUACUGAUGUAUUGGGAGCCGUUUAAACUUAUGUUGUGGUAAAUGACAUCUUUCAUAAUGCAUUUUUUAUGCCCCCGGAUCGAAUGAACGGGGGUAUAUUGUGUUUGGCUUGUCUGUCAUUCUGUCCCAAAACUUUAACCUUGGUCAUAACUGUUGCAAUAUUGAAGAUAGCAACUUGAUAUUUGGCAUGCAUGUGUAUCUCAUGGAGCUGCACAUUUUGAGUGGUGGAAGAUCAAGGUCAUCCUUCAAGGUCAAAGGUCAAAUAUAUGGCUACAAAGUGGCGCAGUAGGGGGCAUUGUGUUUCUGACAAACACAUCUCUUUUCCUUUUUUUUUUAAGUAAAUAAGGAAUACAUUGUGAAUAUAUGUUUGCAUCUCAAAUUUGAUUGCUGUCAAUGUACAACACAGAAAAUAGUUUUUAAAAAUAAAAUAUGAAGACUGUGUGUGUGAUGUUUUAAUCAGAUUUGAUUUUAUUAACUGCCAAGUACAGAUCACAGCUAUUAAAUUCAAGUGACGCUUCCUAUUAUUGUUAAAUAUUUGACAUGUUUUGAGAACUAAGUUUUAGAAACAAAAAUUGGAUUCAUUAAUAUGCACCGCAAUUGCUAAAAUUUAGAACCAUGUCAUGUGUGGUAAUGUUUUUCUCAAUAAUAUAUUAAUUAGUUUAUUGUGUAACAUCUAGGUACCUUCAUAAUUGUUAAUCAUUCUGACAACAAUGUAAUAUUUAAUGUUUUUUUGUAUUUUAUGCAUCUUCAUAUACCUUUGUAUGAAAUGUAAGUUCACUGUGAACCCAACUUCAUGUUUGUAAAUUCAUGGUGAACCAGACUUCAUGUUUGUUAACUCACAGUGAACCCUACUUCAUGUUUUCAUUACUUGGUGAUCACCAUGCAGUGGUGCAUUCAUACUUACAUUGAAGGGUGCAUUUGUGUAGGUUAUUUUCCUGUUCUUUUAAUAAAAUCGUGAGAAAGCUCAGAAA
Molecule: messenger RNA, 5571 nt
Organism: Dreissena polymorpha
Lineage: Eukaryota; Metazoa; Mollusca; Bivalvia; Myida; Dreissenidae
Exons: 16
Coding region: 125-4300 (1391 amino acids)
Molecular function (GO): protein binding
Source: RefSeq, a predicted model, not a curated record